This is a messenger RNA of Grosmannia clavigera kw1407, 2265 nucleotides long. Its product is annotated as c6 zinc finger domain containing protein. NCBI's taxonomy places the organism in Eukaryota, Fungi, Ascomycota, Sordariomycetes, Ophiostomatales, Ophiostomataceae. The coding region runs from base 1 to 2265 and encodes 754 amino acids. The transcript is spliced from 4 exons. Gene Ontology annotation, cellular component: nucleus. Gene Ontology annotation, biological process: regulation of DNA-templated transcription. The record is from RefSeq and is a predicted model, not a curated record. Gene Ontology annotation, molecular function: transcription cis-regulatory region binding; DNA-binding transcription factor activity, RNA polymerase II-specific.
AUGAACACCACAGCACCUCCCCUUUCUGGCUCUGUGACCCGGCAGCGAACGUCUACGCUUCGACGCUCCUGUGAGGCCUGCAGGACAGUUAAGGCCAAAUGUAUCAUUGAGGUGGCAGAAGCCACGGACCAGUCCCGAUGUUGCAAGAGUCGCACUCGGGUGAGGGAUGUCGAAGAGAAGCUUGAUGGCUUGAUUGCCCUGAUAGCUGCAAGGAAGGCGACAGCUGCCCAGGAUGCUGUCACUGCUCUGGAGCCUGUCCAGUUGGCAUCGCCGCCAGACCUCCUUGCUUCUGCUGCCGAAAUGUUUUUUACGGCUCCCAAGACACAGCUGCCUCUAUUUUCACAACCAUUCUUUUAUCCCUCGCCAUCACCAGUGAAAUAUACGGGUAUCUCUUUGACCGAUUUUCCGGAACGAACUAUAACCCUCUCGACAGCCAACACUAUGCCAGUUUCACUGAGCAACGAUGUCAUUAAUCGAAAUAUCAUCAAAGAAGAGAAGGCCCAAUCACUUCUGUCAGAGUACACUGUGAACUGUGAACAGCAGUUUCCCUUUGUACUCCUCCCACCGUUUGUGACUCUCAGCCACAUGAGACGGGAGCGACCUUUUGUUCUCUUGGCAGUACUCACUGUUGGUGCCGAGACUCAUCUUCAGGCACGAUUGGCCCUUGAAUUUCGGAAAGGCCUUGCACAAUCCUUGAUCGUAGAGUCUAAGACCGGUCUCGACCUGUUGCAAGGCUUGCUUAUCUUCUGCACAUGGCACCAUCUGUAUUUCAAACCAUCCAGCAGCCAGUUGUAUCAGCUCUCGCAGAUCGCUGUAACCAUGGCCGUCGAUCUAGAUCUGGAAAACUCCCUAUCAAUAUGCCAAGCAGAUAUUUUGCCAAGAAUGCGAGGCUCGGAUUCUCAAUCCUCGACAGGGAGUAAACGCAACCCGGCCAUAGGCUACCGCGACGAAAUCGAACGUGCACGCACCUUCAUUGGAACCUAUUGCAUGUCAGCGAGCGUUGCCAUAGCACGCCGGAAGCCAACUCACUUUAAGUUUGACGAUCGAGUUGAUCGAGUAUCUCAGAUACUAGCGACCAGUAGAGAAGUACCGUCGGAUGUACAUCUUCUGCUACACCAUGUGAACAUUCGCAAGUUGACGGAGGACGUACAUCGUGUCUUCAAUAUCAGCAACCCGAACGACAAUGCAAUCAUGGACGAGAAAUACAUCGACACAAUGGUCAAGGAUUUUGAGCGCCAGUAUGCGUGUAUAAGGGACUCGAUGUCGAGUGAGGCCUGGGACAAUGCUUCCCUCAAAUGCGCCGUGACGUAUUUGCCGGCUGUCAUUUACGAAGUUGGCUUGAAGGUGCCGUCUAGUCACCGGCCCAUCAGUCGAUCAUCGUCAGCUGCUCCAUGCUGCAACUGGUGUAUAUCGCCGACCCGAUUGGCCAUUGUUAUGAAAUGCAUUCACGCCACCCAAAACUUUAUCACCACCCUUCUCGAACUCCCGAAUCCCGUCUUUAGGCAUUGUACCACAGAGGAAGUAAGUCACCAUCUCGAUGCUGUCUUCCUUCUUGCGCGGGCAAGUAUGGGACACGUGGGUAUAGGAAAAGUCAACCUAUUUGCAGCGGCCGAUCUAGAGCGGUAUCUGGAAGCCUCGGAACAAAAGAUGGCCUCAAUGAUGGCAUUCACAAUGUCCCAUGAUGGGACCGACGUUGCGGAGAAAAACAAAGAUGCUUUCUGGAAGCUGCGGGAGAUUUACCAGUUCUGCCUUGCCUGGUAUCGCGCCCAUGUGCGCGACAAGCAAGAUGCUGUCGAUCUGAAAGACAGGUCCUGUCACGAUGGCAAAUCGAGUCAGCGAAUGUCGUCCGCGUAUCUGCUCUCAAAAGAAUUUGCUGUAUCUGAUAAAACUACGGUCAGGGACGGCCAGGAUAAAGGAUUCGUACAACAUCCCGCACUGGAGGCUCGAUUAAACAAGGACGCGGAGAGCCUGCUGGUGGAACUCAACGUGUGUGAGAAGUCGAUGGCUAUGAUCUCGGCGUCAUGUCCAGGACCAGUAUCGACAUCUACUUCUGGAGACGUAUCUCUGUCCGAUUCGGUGUCCCAAUCAGAGUCGGCAACAGGAUCAGGGCCUGGAACGGACUGGGAAGAAACCGAACCAGACUUUGACUCGGCGCUGGCAGACGGCUUUGGCAUGGUUCCCGAUGUUUAUGAGCCCACAGCCGACGCCGACCCUUGGAGUUCCAUGAUGCAGGCAUCACCCCCAUCGCCUUGGUUUACUUUGUGA